Molecule: messenger RNA, 1090 nt
Organism: Misgurnus anguillicaudatus (oriental weatherfish)
Lineage: Eukaryota; Metazoa; Chordata; Actinopteri; Cypriniformes; Cobitidae
Gene: ucp2
Product: uncoupling protein 2
Biological process (GO): transmembrane transport
Source: RefSeq, a predicted model, not a curated record
UGAAACUAAACAUGGUUGGAUUCAGAGCUGGUGAUGUGCCCCCUACAGCCACCGUCAAGUUUGUCGGUGCAGGAAUGGCAGCCUGCAUCGCAGAUCUGGUCACAUUUCCACUAGACACAGCAAAAGUUAGGCUUCAGAUUCAGGGUGAAGCCAAAGGUCCUGCCAACCCAGGGCAUGGUCCGAUGAAAUACCGAGGAGUGUUUGGCACGAUCAGCACCAUGGUUCGUGUUGAGGGGCCGCGCAGCCUCUACAACGGGCUGGUUGCAGGACUGCAGCGUCAGAUGAGCUUUGCGUCUGUACGCAUUGGCCUCUAUGAUUCUGUCAAGCAGUUCUACACCAAAGGUUCCGAACAUGUAGGGAUUGGCAGUCGGCUGCUGGCAGGUUGUACCACUGGAGCAAUGGCAGUUGCUAUGGCGCAACCGACCGAUGUGGUAAAGGUCCGAUUUCAGGCCCAGAACAGCUCAGGGGCCAGUAAACGUUACCAAGGCACUAUGGAUGCAUAUCGGACCAUUGCGAAGCAAGAGGGAUUUCGUGGUCUGUGGAAAGGAACUGGACCAAACAUCACCCGAAAUGCCAUUGUAAACUGCACGGAGCUGGUGACCUAUGACCUCAUCAAAGACGCACUGCUAAAGUCAUCACUGAUGACUGAUGACCUUCCCUGCCAUUUCACAUCCGCUUUUGGAGCUGGUUUCUGCACCACUGUUAUCGCCUCCCCUGUUGAUGUUGUGAAGACAAGAUACAUGAACUCCGCCCAAGGCCAGUACAGCAGCGCCCUCAACUGUGCUGUAGCCAUGUUGACUAAAGAAGGACCAAAGGCUUUUUACAAGGGAUUCAUGCCAUCAUUUCUGCGGCUGGGCUCCUGGAAUGUGGUUAUGUUUGUCACCUAUGAGCAGCUGAAACGUGCCCUGAUGGCAGCUCGCCAUAACUAGGUCACUCUUUGGGCAGCAAACGCAGCUAGUUGAGCUUUGCUGGCCUUUUUUUUUGUUUUUUGCUUUUUUUGCUUGUCCGUUUGACUUGUUUACACUUUUGCUUAUUUUAUUUGGCUUUUUAUGCACGACUCAAAUCUUUCAAUAAAACUGAGUCUAUUCUA